AGAGAGAGGGAGAGAGAGACAAACAGAAAGGGAGAGAGAGAGAGAGAGAGAAAGGGAGAGACAGAGUGAGAGAGAGAGACAAACAGAAAGGAGAGAGAGAGAGAGCGAGAGAGAGAGAUAGAGACAAUAUACAGAGGAAUAUAUUAUACUACUAUAGUAUUAUGUUGCUAUGCUCUAUACUCUUAUACUACUGUACUACUGUACUGUACUCUAUCUAAUAUCUAGUUAAUGUCAACGUGUGCUGCUUUCCUCGCUGCUGCUCUAACUCCGCCCUGACCGCGUCUUUCGUCAUCGUCACUUCCUGUUUCUCAUUAUUCAUCUCAUUUUCUCCGGUGUGUUCGUCUGACUGCUCAUGUUUUAUUAUGGCUCUGAUCUGAUGCUAGUUCUCACGCUGCUCAGCUCUCGGUUUCUGUUUCUGAUAUGGUUUAGUUUCAGGUGUUAGCAGUCCGGUUGUGCUUUGCGCUUUGCUCAGGCCGUUAUUAAGGCACUAGUACUGAAACAGUAAAUAUUACAUGUGUAAUUUGUUUACUCUGAGAAAGACCUCACACGAUUGCACAUGAACUGGUCACAUGGUUCCACCCAGUGCUCCUUCUUUUCCUCAGUAAUCCCAGAGUUAACCUGGUUCUUUCAGCUCUUUUAGUUUGUCAGCAUGAAGACUAACGUCACACACUUUCAUCACUCCACACAAUGAUGACAAUGAGCUCUUCUGACUGUGGUUACCACAACACACACACACACACACGCACACACACACACGCACACACGCUUUAACCCAGGAUGAAGACAAUGAGAGCAUAUCUCACAUGUGAUAUGGACUAAAGUUUACAGCUGCUUCACUUUCAGUUCAGGAGCGUUUGAUACGGAUGUUUGUGUUUGAAUCUUUUUUUUGGAAAAUCUUAAAUAUGGAUGCUUACAGUACAGACGCAGAAUAUCGACCUUCUGCUAUUUAGCUAACACAAAAUAUAUGAACUGUAACUAUCAUAACUGAACAUAAGAGUGUUAGAGUAGAAAGAUUUAGGGUGAUAACACAAAAGUCCUUGUUCUCCUUUACAAUCUUUAAGAAAGGUUCCUCAAAGCUUCUAUGAAUGGUUACUGGUUCUAGCUUUCUAAAGUUGUUCUACACAGAACAUUUUCUGAAGCAUUUUAUUCCUAAUCCCUGCAGCUGCUGCUGUAAUCGUAAAGCCCAGACUCUUAGGACUCUUAUUCACAAUCUGCUCAUACUGAACAUCCUGUAACACUCAGUGCCGUGUGUCUUUACUCUUCUACACCAGUAUGCUGUAAUAAUUUAUCAUCACGCUAUCCGGCGUCAGCCAGAAGACCAUGGGCUCUGUUCUGAGUCUGGUUCCUCUUGAUGUUUCUACCGCAUGUCGUUUCAGGGAGUUUUUUUCUCUUCACUGUCGCCUCUGGGAUCUAAAUCUACAUUCAGAUUUCCUAUAAAACCGCUACAGGAAUAAAAGUGUAGGCGAACUGUUGAGGGACGAACUGUAGCUCCCUUUAGGCUGCUGGAUUUCUGAGAGACUUUCCAGCUCUGAAUGUGUUCAUUUUAAUGAAAAGUGUUUUGUUCAUUUUUACAGCUUGUGUUUCUGCAAUAAUCUUAGCACUAAUCCAAAUCUUUACUUCAUAUAGAGCUUUAUUUUGUCAGCAUGUGUGUGGUGUUUCUUUCUGCUCUUAAACACACACUCAGCGUCUGUUCAGACAACUUCAGACAUGUUCCUAAAUCACUCAUUUAUCCUUUCAUACACACACACACACAUGUUCAGAAACUCCCGUCUGCAGUGUACAGUGUACAUGUGUGUGUGUGUGUGUGUGUGUGUGUUUCUGCCCUUUUCUAAAUCAUUUAAAGCAUUAGUGUUCAUAUUUCUCUGCUUUCAGUGAAACGGUGAUGAACACAUCCGUUUCUUCACACUUCUCCACAGAUAAUUUCGGGUUUCAGCAGAGCUUUUACACUCGGCUGCUCUGACUCAGUGUCUUUGUCUAAUCUCUCACGCUGAGGAAACGUCUCCCCCGCAGUCAGACAGACAUGAUGGCCGUCUGUGUCUCUGUCCGAGAGUGUGUGUGUGGCUGGCUGGAGCAUUUAAAAACCGUCCACCGGCUCCUUCACACCACAGAACCCUCACCGGCACAGCGGGACUGAAGAGCUGCUCACAGGAUGAUGAUAAUGGAAAUGCAGUUGGCUGUGCUGCUGCUGUGUGUGUUGAGGAUCACUGAAGGAUUUCCUGUUUCCUCACAGCUGAGUUUGGCUCCGCCCCAAUCCUCCCCUGGCUACACCCUCCUGGUCCCUGUUACGGUUCUGGGCUCGAAUGGACCACAGGUGGUUCUGGUACCAGUGAGCAGUGACUGGAGAACACAGAGGAACCAGAACCCGACAGCUCAGUCUGAACAGACACACACACACACAGAACCCGAGCAGCAACAUAUGACGAGUCAGAACUUGUUGGAGAAUCAGAAUGUAAACAGUCCGUUCCUGCAGCUACCAACAGUCUCGCCUGACACACCCACACCUGAGAAUCCCCUCCCACAGGGACAGGUGUUGCCAGUGUGGAACUCCAUUCCUGGUGUGGUCCCUCUGCAGCCUGGAGUGAACGGGCAGCCGUUUUUCCCUGUGUGGGCGCCCCCUGCUGGAGGAGCAGCUGGAGGACAGAGACAGGUGGUGUCUGUUGCUCGGCCAGCAGCGCUGUCCAAUUCAGCAAGCUCAGAGGAGGGAGAUGCGCAGGUGAUCUACAUUUUGCCGAUUAGUGCUGAGAUUCCGAACAUGGGAAUAAUGGAGGGUGGACAGGGGGGCGUCGAUCCUGAACUCACCCCUGACCUUAACCCCAAUGCUAACCUUCACCUUAAACCCGACACUAACCCUAAUCCUGACCCUAACCCGGGUCACCUGCAGCUCCAGUCCACCCCUGCCCCCAGUCCCGCCCCUGGCCCCGCCCCUCGCCCCGCCCUUCCUGCAGGUGUCCAGGAAACAACUGACCCUCUAGGAAAAGCGCCCCCUAGUGUCGGUGCAGGUCAGAGGACACAAACAGGAGGCGCUACAACUUCCUGUAACCACAAGGGUGGAGCAGCUAAUGCUAAAGCUAACACACCAUUGCUGUAACACACACACACACACACACUCACACACGCGUGUGUGAAUAGCACUCAACAGUAUUUCUUUGAUUCUGAUGUAUUUCGAUGCCCCACAUUUAUUUGUUCCUAAAUUCUAAUUGAAAUUAUGGAAUUGUAAUAAAAUCAGUCUGUAAACUGUCACAUGCUAAUUUCAUUCAUUUGAAUUAUUUAAAUAAGAUAAUGAUGUUCCAGUGAUGGGUUCCAUUUUUGGUGUUUGUUAAU
This is a messenger RNA of Pangasianodon hypophthalmus (striped catfish), 3321 nucleotides long. RefSeq lists its product as uncharacterized. Bases 2150 to 3088 code for a protein of 312 amino acids. Lineage: Eukaryota; Metazoa; Chordata; Actinopteri; Siluriformes; Pangasiidae. The record is from RefSeq and is a predicted model, not a curated record. The transcript has 9 exons.